AUGCAGUUCUCUGGAGUCAUUUGCGCUGCUAUCAUGGCUGUUACCGCUUCCGCGGUUAGAGUUUCUUGGGAUAGUGGCUAUGACAGAGCAGACCGCUCCCUUACUGAAGUUUCCUGCUCUGACGGAAAGACGGGGAUGAUGCCCAAGUACCAGAAGCAGGGUGAUCUGCCCAACUUCCCCAACAUUGGCGGCGCCGAUGCCAUUGCGGGCUGGGGCUCGCCAAACUGUGGAAGCUGCUGGAGGUUGGACUAUGAUGGAAUGAGCAUCAAGGUCCUGGCUAUUGACCAUGCUGGCAGCGGGUUCAACAUUGGUCAGACUGCUAUGAAUGCUCUUACGAAUGGACGGGCUGUUGAGUUUGGUCAAGUUGAUGCUACCGCUACGCGACUGACACCCGGGGACUGUGGAUUGUAA
Molecule: messenger RNA, 411 nt
Organism: Metarhizium brunneum ARSEF 3297
Lineage: Eukaryota; Fungi; Ascomycota; Sordariomycetes; Hypocreales; Clavicipitaceae
Source: RefSeq, a predicted model, not a curated record